AUGGCUUCCCCCAUAUUAUUUGUCAAGAAAAAAAACGGGAAAUUACGCAUGUGUGUAGAUUAUCGACGACUGAACAGCAUGACCAAGAAGAAUGCCUAUCCCCUACCCUUGCCACAAAAUCUUAUCAAAAAACUACAAGGCGCUAAGAUUUUUAGUAAAUUUGACCUUAGGGCAGGAUAUAACUUAGUCCGAAUUAAAGAAGGCAACAAAUGGAAAACAGCCUUCAAAACAAAAUAUGGAUUAUUUGAAUACUUGGUUAUGCCUUUUGGAUUAACAAAUGCGCCGGCGGCUUUUCAGGAUAUGAUGAACGAAAUAUUCAGAGACCUGUUGGAUGUUUACGUCAUCAUAUAUCUGGAUGAUAUUCUGGUCUUCUCCUUGAAUGAAAAAGAUCAUGAAGUUCAUGUGCGAGAGGUACUCAAAAGGCUACAGGAUAACAACCUUUUCUGCAAUAUUGAGAAAUGCCACUUCCAUGUCAAGAGGAUCAAUUACCUAGGGUUCAUCAUAUCGGAAUUUGGCAUAGAAGUCAAUCAAUCCAAGGUCACGGAUGCAAUAAAUUGGUCAAUGCCUAAGAAUGUCAAGAAUAUCCAGGAAUUUUUAGGAUUUGUAAACUUUUACAGACAAUUCAUCCCUAAUUUUGGCAAUAUGGCACGGCCCUUGUAUAAUUUGCUCAAGAAGGAUAGUAUUUGGAAAUGGGACUUGGCGGAACAACAGUCGUUUGAUGGCCUUAAAAAAUGUCUCACAUCAGCACCCUUGCUUCUACAGCCUGAUACCACCAAACAAUUUUAUGUGGAAUGUGACGCAUUGGAUUACGCCACUGGAGCCAUACUAUCCCAAUGCAACCCUGAAGGAAAAUUGGCCCCGGUAGCCUAUUUAUCCAAGUCCCUAUCUCCUGCUGAGAAAAACUAUGACAUCUUUGACAAAGAGUUAUUAGCAGUCAUUAGGGCAUUUAAAGAAUGGCGCCAUUUGCUAGAAGGAUCCAAAUUACCAGUCCAAGUUCUAACAGAUCACAAGAACUUAGAAUAUUUUUCCACGUCCCAAUCCCUAAAUAAACGCCAGAUUAGAUGGGCCAACUUCCCAGUCAACUAUAAUUUCCAAAUCAUUUAUAGACCUGGAGCACAGAACAAAAAGGCAGACAUCCUCUCACGACGCUAUGAUUUAGUACCCCUUGAAGGGGGGGUAGAGAACCAGGUUCUCCUGAAACCAGAACUUUUUGUUUCAGCUAUUACCCCAGAUCAGGAAAUCAAUGACCUAAUUGGCAAAGCAAUUUAUGAGGAUAACCAUCUGAAAGAAAUCUUACAUAAACUCCAGGGCAAGGAAAAAGUCUUAGACUGGGAAUUGAGAGAAGGAUUACUAUGGUUUCAAGGAAAAAUAUUUGUACCAAAGGAUGACACUAUUAGGAACCUCAUCUUGGAAUCUAGGCACGAUGCAUUAGCGGCAGGACAUCCGGGACAAGCUAGAACAUUAGAACUUGUCUCAAGGAAUUACUAUUGGCCAUCCUUGAAAAAAUUUGUCAACUCUUACGUCAACCAUUGUGAAACCUGCAUUCGGUCCAAACCCACAAAUCAAUUACCCAUAGGCUUGUUGAAACCACUACAUAUCCCUGAACGCCCCUGGGAGGACAUAGCAUAUGACAUGAUUGUGGGAUUACCAGUUUCAGAAGGAUUUGAUGCCAUUCUCACCGUUAUCAAUCAAUUCUCUAAAAUGGUACAUUUUAUACCCACACAAUCCACUUCAUCUGCUAUUGAUAUUGCAAAUCUAUUUGUGACAUAUGUGUGGAAACUCCAUGGCUUGCCCAGAAGCACCGUAUCAGACAGGGGACCAACUUUCAAUGCCAAAUUUAUUCGCCACCUGUACAAAAGGCUGGAUAUUAAACCAAUGUAUUCCACAGCCUACCAUCCUCAAACAGAUGGACAAACAGAACGAAUACAACGAGAGGCCAAAAUAUUCAUUUGCAUGUUUGGGAACCAUCAACAAUUGGAUUGGGUAUCAUUAUUACCCUUAGCAGAGUUUGCCCUCAAUAAUCUUGUUGUGCACCACUGUCAAAAGACAGACGAAUCAGUACCCAAUGCGGAUGAACAUGCGGAGUUCCUAGAAAGAGGCUAUGAUGAAGUCAAAGCAGCGUUGUCCUUGUCACAAGAAAGGAUGAAACACUUCUAUGAUCAAUGCCACAGGAAAGAAGAAGAAAUCCAAGUAGGGGAUAAAGCCUGGUUGAGUCAUCAGAAUAUAUCCACCAACAGACCAUCCACCAAGCUUAGUCACAAAAAACUAGGCCCUUACCUGGUAAUUGAGAAAAUUGGGUUGCAUGCCUAUAAAUUGCAACUACCUCAUACAAUGCGCAUACACCCAGUUUUCCAUAUCAAUCUUCUGACAAAAUUUCAUCCUGAUCCUCAUGGGCGCAACCCUCCUCAACCUGCACCUAUCAUCACAGAAGAAGGUGAAGAGGAAUAUGAAGUAGAAAAAAUCCUAGAGAGCAAGUGGAAGGGACAAGGGAAGACAAAGAAGUUAUGGUACCUGGUCAAAUGGAAAGGUUAUGAUGAAGGAAGUAAUUUGUGGGAGCCAAUAGACAAUGUGGGAAAUGCUCAGGAAGCCCUAGAGGAAUUUCACAAGGAACACCCUGAUGCAGUUGGAGCUUGA
Messenger RNA from Rhizoctonia solani, 2634 nucleotides. Its product is annotated as Retrotransposable element Tf2 protein. Gene Ontology annotation, biological process: DNA integration. Bases 1 to 2634 code for a protein of 877 amino acids. Lineage: Eukaryota; Fungi; Basidiomycota; Agaricomycetes; Cantharellales; Ceratobasidiaceae. The transcript is spliced from 2 exons. The record is from RefSeq and is a predicted model, not a curated record. Gene Ontology annotation, molecular function: nucleic acid binding.